Molecule: messenger RNA, 1749 nt
Organism: Eucalyptus grandis
Lineage: Eukaryota; Viridiplantae; Streptophyta; Magnoliopsida; Myrtales; Myrtaceae
Product: glyceraldehyde-3-phosphate dehydrogenase GAPB, chloroplastic
Exons: 9
Coding region: 117-1481 (454 amino acids)
Biological process (GO): glucose metabolic process
Cellular component (GO): chloroplast
Molecular function (GO): NADP binding; glyceraldehyde-3-phosphate dehydrogenase (NAD+) (phosphorylating) activity; NAD binding
Source: RefSeq, a predicted model, not a curated record
ACAGACACACAUGUAGUGACCAAUGAGAAAGGAAGAAAAAUACAGGCUUUCGAAAGCUAGUGCGGUAUAAAUAACCUGGGAAAAGCAAGCCGCUUGAGCUUUAGUUUCAGUCAGCCAUGGCCACUCACGCAGCUCUUGCUCCCUCAACCCUCCCCGCCAAUGCCAAGUUCUCUAGCAAGAGCUCCUCUCACUCCUUCCCCGCUCAAUGCUUCUCCAAGAGGCUCGAGGUGGCGGAAUUCUCAGGCCUUCGUGCUGGAUCAUGUGUGACUUAUGCGAAGAAUGCCGGGGAGGGAUCCUUCUUCGAUGCUGUGGCUGCUCAGCUCACUCCCAAGACUUCAGCACCAGCUCCAGCUAAGGGAGAGACUGUCGCUAAACUGAAGGUGGCAAUCAAUGGUUUCGGUCGCAUUGGUCGGAACUUCCUUAGAUGCUGGCACGGGAGAAAGAACUCGCCCCUUGAUGUCAUUGUUGUCAAUGACAGCGGUGGUGUCAAAAAUGCUUCACAUUUGCUGAAGUAUGAUUCCAUGCUGGGGACUUUCAAAGCUGAUGUGAAAAUUGUGGACAAUGAGACCAUCAGCGUUGAUGGCAAGCCCGUUAAGGUCGUCUCUAACCGGGACCCUCUCAAGCUCCCCUGGGCUGAGCUCGGCAUCGACAUUGUCAUUGAGGGAACUGGAGUCUUCGUGGAUGGCCCUGGUGCUGGAAAACAUAUUCAAGCUGGUGCCAAGAAAGUUAUCAUCACUGCACCAGCAAAAGGCGCUGAUAUACCCACCUACGUCUAUGGUGUGAAUGAGACAGAUUAUUCGCAUGAAGUUGCUAACAUAAUCAGCAAUGCUUCUUGCACCACUAACUGCCUCGCUCCUUUCGUGAAAGUCCUGGAUGAAAAGUUCGGCAUUGUGAAGGGUACAAUGACAACCACACACUCCUACACAGGUGACCAGAGGCUCUUGGAUGCUUCCCACCGUGACUUGCGGAGAGCCAGAGCCGCAGCACUCAACAUCGUCCCAACAAGCACUGGGGCUGCAAAGGCUGUGUCUCUCGUGCUUCCCCAGCUCAAGGGCAAGCUCAAUGGGAUCGCCCUCCGUGUGCCAACACCGAACGUCUCUGUCGUCGACCUUGUUGUGAAUGUCGAGAAGAAGGGCCUUACCGCCGAGGAUGUCAAUGCAGCCUUCAGAGAUGCAGCCGAAGGGCCGCUCAAGGGCAUAUUGGCUGUGUGCGAUGACCCUCUCGUGUCAGUGGAUUUCCGAUGCUCCGAUGUCUCUUCAACCAUCGAUUCUUCACUGUCGAUGGUCAUGGGAGAUGAUAUGGUGAAGGUGGUUGCUUGGUACGACAAUGAAUGGGGCUAUAGCCAAAGGGUCGUCGACUUGGCACAUUUAGUAGCAGUCAAGUGGCCAGGCAUUGAGAUACCCGGAUCGACCGGAGACCCAUUGGAAGAUUUCUGCAAGAAGAACCCCGCUGACGAGGAGUGCAAGGUCUAUGAGAAUUAGUUCGUCGCAUUCCUUCUCCUAAUUCCAGGUGGAUCGCGCAAGGCAAGGUUUUUCUUUAUCUGUAUCGUUUUCAGUAUCGACACCAAGUGCAUACACGACGGUGAUAGCCGAGAGGGGCAAGCUGAUGUGCAAGAAGUAGAAUGUGUUGAUGUGACAGCAUCUGAGAUUUGGAAUAACCAAAUCAGAAUGGUUUUUGUUCUGAUGUGAAGCUACUGCUUUUAUCAAAUUUACUUGUGAUGAAUGGAUUAAACUGAGAACGUUAAGCAUC